Messenger RNA from Acaulospora morrowiae, 692 nucleotides. The record is from the annotation of a GenBank genome assembly. Lineage: Eukaryota; Fungi; Glomeromycota; Glomeromycetes; Diversisporales; Acaulosporaceae.
AUAAAACACCACAACCAGAGGCUGGCUCAUGUAAAUCUUUGAGUAAAGAAUCUAAACUUUUUCCAGAAUCAGAUGACCAAUUAUUUCAAUUAUUAUCUCCAGCAUUACGAGAAAAAAUUAUCAAUCUAUUAACAAAAAAUAAAUGGGUUGAAUCUCUUGAAUAUAUGCAAUGUAAAAUAGAAGAUAUAGAUAUUCUGGAGGCAUUUUCAGAUACUGCAUCCGAAUGUGUUCUUAUGAACAAAGCAUUAAAUAAUGCAUUAGGGUGGGAUCUUGGAAUUGCACCAAAUUUUAUUCUUACUUAUAAUUCAGAUCACAUAACCAAAUUAAUAGGAGGACAUAAAGAUGUUGCAAUAUCUAUAAAACAUAAGAAUGGGUGGCUUACAGUAACGGUAAAUAUUGUAGUUAUUGAUGAUAAAGAAACAGAUUAUCUUCUUUGUUUAGGAAUGCCAUUUAUCCGAAAAGUUAAAGGAAUUCCAGAUUCAGAUAAACAUGAAUUCCGAAUGACAGUUCGUGGAAAAUCUUACAUUAUCCCAACUUUUAUUAAACCAAAUGAAGAUAUUAACAAGAAGCAACCUUCAAGAAUUGGAUAUAUUAGCGGAGCUAGUGUCUUGAGUCAAAGACUCGUGGCUUUGCCACUGACACUUAGUAUUUUGAUAUGUUGGGGACGUAAAAUUAGAGACAUCGUCAUAUGA